AGCCUGUAUUUUGCAAACGGAGGUAUGAGAGAAUGAUGAUAAUUGAUAAAUAACUGAACAUCUAAAGAACUGCUGCACGACCCCGUACACUUCUCUCGUGUUCUUAGAUUCUUUUAUUAAACACUUUCAGAUCUGAAAACAAAUGGUUUUCAUUUCAUUUUGAGCUUUACUAUAAUUGGAUCUAUUCAAACUCCUACUUCCCAGAUUCAGUAUUUGUUAAUUUCAAUUCUAAUGAUAAAUGUAUCCACACAGUAAUGGCGGCAGCUGAAGCAAGGGCUGUGUGGCAGAGGACUGCCAAUCGUUGCUUUGUCCAAGAAGAUGCCAAGAGAGCUCCCAAGUUAGCUUGCUGCCAAUCAUCGUCGUCGUCAUCAAAACAGAUUGAUGCAGGAGCUCCAGGUGCAGCAGAUGCACCUGAUAAUCCUGCUAUAGGUUUCAUGCCGCUGAACAGGAAUCAGUCAUAUUCCAAUCUACCUGCUGAUACAAGAUGGUGGCUUCAGCUGCAACCUAACUGUGGUUACCAAAAGGGUUUAACAUGUGAGCAAUUGAAUGCACUCGAGGUUGAGAUGGAAGCCCUGCGAGCUGGUUUUGUAAAAUCAUCCUCCAAGGUUGGUGGGGAACACCCAUCGAAUGAAACAGGUGUUACUCAUGUCAAUGUCAAUAAGAACAGUGAGGUUCCUCUUGAUGUACAUCAUAGGGUCCCUGCUAUUUAUAUGGUGAAAGAUCAUGAAGUCAGGAAACAAGAUGUAGAGGCUCUAGAUUGUAAGAACACCCAAGAAUUUAUUGAAUUGAUGGACACAAGGGAAAACUAUGAAUUUGUCGAAAUAGAUUCUGCAGGAUGUCCAACUUCAAAAAAGCUAAAUGAGAGUGACUUUGAUCCAGAAUCUCCCUGGAUUGGGGAUGGGAAGGGUGAACCAUGGUGGCGCACAACAGAUAAAGAUGAUUUGGCCUCCUUGGUUGCACAGAAGUCACUCGGCUACAUGGAGAAUUGUGACCUUCCUCCGCCCCAGAAGAUGCACGUUAGGAGAAACAUGUAUUCUUGUUCUGCAGAUAUUAAUAAGGCUGAAGCAUCAACUUUGAAUUGGAAAUCUGAAGUUGACCUUAUCUCGAAUCUAAUUGUUUAUAAAGAGGGCUCUUCUGAUCCUGGAGGAGCCUCAGUUGAAAAACUGCAAAUACCAGAUAUUUCUGAUCAGGCAUUAAGGUCUAGCACAACCCACGAGGACAUCUCAGAAAUACGAAAAGUUUCAGAGAGUGAUCCUUGCAAAUUUAAGCUUAUGGAAGCACUGUGCCAUUCUCAAACACGUGCUAGGAAAGCUGAGACAGCAGCAAAGCAAGCCUAUGCUGAGAAGGAGCACAUUCUCAAACUUUUUUUCAGACAAGCCUCGCAACUCUUUGCAUAUAAGCAGUGGUUCCAACUGCUACAGCUGGAAGCCCUUUACUUCCAGAUCAAGAACAGCGACCAGCCAAUCUCUACUCUUUUUCCUGUGGCACUUCCAUGGACGCCUAACAAAGUUAGGAAACUGAGAAAGAGUUGGCAGAAGGCUGCCAAAGGCAAACGAGGCAAGCAAAGCCGCCCAAAAAAUGACACAUCAAAGUAUGCAGUUGCUCUGGCUUUAGGGUUGGGUCUUGUUGGUGCUGGAUUGCUUUUGGGAUGGACUGUGGGAUGGAUGUUAUUCUAGACUCUAUAGGUCAUCAAGUAAAACCCUAUUUCUUGUGAAGAUUCAUUUACAAAGAGAGGCAACAAAAUCAAAAUGUAUCUUCUUAUGUGUUUACAUUGUCAGAUUUCUUAGUCUUGUAUGUACUUGUCUUUUUCUACUGAACGUCUACUCUUAUGUAAAAAUGAUGUGAUGAGCUGUUCAUAUGUAUAUAUUGGUUGAACAUGUGGUCAUGCUCCUAUUUCAUUAAAUUUCUCCUUGGUGAUAUUUGUAUAUUAUGUAUUUUAUUUUGUAAUUCUCUCUAUGCGAUGCACUUUUUGUUCUA
Mangifera indica (mango) is the source of this 1977-nucleotide messenger RNA. RefSeq lists its product as uncharacterized. NCBI's taxonomy places the organism in Eukaryota, Viridiplantae, Streptophyta, Magnoliopsida, Sapindales, Anacardiaceae. The transcript is spliced from 3 exons. The record is from RefSeq and is a predicted model, not a curated record. Bases 255 to 1676 code for a protein of 473 amino acids.